This is a messenger RNA of Adineta steineri, 2403 nucleotides long. NCBI's taxonomy places the organism in Eukaryota, Metazoa, Rotifera, Eurotatoria, Adinetida, Adinetidae. The record is from the annotation of a GenBank genome assembly.
AUGUUAUUCGGCAUUUUUAUUCUUCUAUUAAUAUUUUGUUCGGAAAUAAAAUCACAAGUACAAAAACAUGAUCCAGAUUGUGAUUUAAAUAUUACACAAUUAAUUCAAAGUAAAGGUUACCCAUGUGAAGAACAUAAAAUUCUUACAAAUGAUGGUUACAUUCUUGGUGUAUUUCGUAUUCCAUAUGGUCGAAAUGGUUCAUCAUCAACUAUAGGUCGACCUGUACUUCUUCAACAUGGUCUUCUUGAUUCAGCAACAACAUGGGUAAUGAAUUAUCCCGAUCAAAGUCUUGGUUAUAUACUUGCUGAUGCCGGAUAUGAUGUUUGGCUUGGUAAUGUACGAGGAAAUUAUUAUUCUCGAGCACAUACCAAAUAUGAUCCUAAUCAUGAUGAAGAAUUUUGGGAUUUUAGUUGGGAUGAUAUGGCUAGAGAUGAUCUUCCAUCGAUGAUUUAUUAUAUUUUGAAUAUGACACAACAUGCACAAAUCGGUUAUGUUGGUCAUUCACAAGGAACAAUGAUUGGUUUUGCCGGAUUCGGUCAUCCAGAUAGUGUUUUACAAAAUAGUGUAAGCUUCUACGGUGCUUUAGCUCCUGUUGCUCAUUUAGGACAUAUAAGAUCGCCGAUAAAAUAUUUAUCGUCAACAACGAAAGAAUUAGAACUUUAUUGGCAUUUAUUAUUUGGUCGAAAUGAAUUUCUCCCAUCAAGUUAUAUAAUAAAAUGGCUUGGUAUAUUUGCAUGUGGUGAAAUUAUACUCGAUCACAUACUUUGUCAAAAUAUUUUAUUUAUCUUAUGUGGACCAGAAAAGAAAAAUAUGAAUGAAACACGAAUUCCAGUUUAUAUAGCACAUGAACCUGAUGGAACAUCAGUCAAAAAUAUGAUUCAUUUUGCACAAGGUGUACAGACAAAUCAAUUUCAAGCAUACGAUUAUGGGUCAGCACAAAAAAAUCAAUUACAUUAUAAUCAAACAACACCGCCUGAAUAUGAUCUCCAGAGAUUAAAAAUUCCAACAGCAAUUUUUUAUUCUGGUAAAGAUUGGCUAGCUGAUCCAGUUGAUGUUGCAUAUAUUUUUGAUAAUUUACAAAAUCUUGUUUACGAAAAAUAUAUUCCAGAAUAUAAUCAUUUAGAUUUUGUUUGGGCUUUAUCAGCAAAUAAAAUUAUUUAUUAUGAUCUACUCAAUGUUAUGAAAAAAUAUCAUCCAUAUCUUUCAAAUCUUCUCUUCUUCGUUUUAUUAUUUUAUUCGAUAUCAUCAUUACCACUACGAGAACAUGAUCCAGAUUGUGAUUUAAAUAUUACACAAUUAAUUCAAAGUAAAGGUUACCCAUGUGAAGAACAUAAAAUUCUUACGAAUGAUGGUUAUAUUCUUGGUGUUUUUCGUAUUCCAUAUGGUCGAAAUGGUUCAUCAUCAACUAUAGGUCGACCUGUACUUCUUCAGCAUGGUCUUCUUGAUGCAGCUGUGACAUGGGUAAUGAAUUUUCCUGAUCAAAGUCUUGCUUUUAUGCUUGCAGAUGUUGGUUAUGAUGUUUGGCUUGGUAAUGUACGAGGAAAUUAUUAUUCUCGAGCACAUACAAAAUACGAUCCUGAUCGUGAUAUAGAAUUUUGGGAUUUUAGUUGGGAUGAUAUGGCUAGAGAUGAUCUUCCAUCAAUGAUUUACUAUAUUUUAAAUGUAACAAAAAAUACACAAAUCGGAUAUGUUGGUCAUUCACAAGGAACCAUGAUUGCCUUUGCUGAAUUUGGUCAUCCAAAUAGUGUUUUACAGAAUAAUGUAAGCUUCUAUGGUGCUUUAGCUCCUGUUGUUCAUUUAGGACAUAUCAAAUCGCCGCUAAAAUAUUUAUUUGGUCAUUCAAAAAACCCUGAACAUUUCUGGCAUGUAUUAUUUGGUUAUAAAGAUUUUCUUCCAUCAUCAGAUACUAUUAAAUGGCUUGCAAAACAUGCAUGUGGAAGUGUUAUAUUUGAUCCAUUAAUUUGUGAAAAUAUUCUAUUUGUUAUAUGUGGACCUGAUAAAAAAAAUAUGAAUAAUACACGAAUGGAAGUUUAUAUAUCUCAUGAACCUGAUGGAACAUCAGUAAAAAACAUGAUUCAUUUUGCACAAAUGUAUUUUUCAAAUCAAUUUCAAGCAUAUGAUUAUGGUUCACCGGAGAAGAAUCAACAACAUUACAAUCAAACAACACCACCAAUAUAUUCAAUUCGUCCUAUGAAAAUACCAACAGCUAUAUUUUGGUCACCCGAUGAUUGGCUUGCUGAUGUAGACGAUAUGGCUUUUAUUUUUGAUAAUAUUCAAAAUUUAGUCUAUGAAAAGUAUAUUCCAGGUUAUAAUCAUUUAGAUUUUGUAUGGGCUGUAACAGCAAACAAAAUCAUCUAUGAAGAUUUAAUCAAUCAAAUGCAAAAAUAUCAUCCAUUCAAAUAA